AGUCCACCGCCAAUCCACUCGACCAAGAUCUGGUGUUUAGCUACAUUUAUUCUUUGAAUCGUGACUUGAAAGUAGCUCACUUUCCAGGGGAGUUUCUUAACUAGGGUACAAAAAGAGAAAAAAAAUGGGGAAAUCAGUGAUUCUCCAUCUGGUUUUUGUUGUUUUGGCUGUUUUUAGUGUGUGCUUAGUGAAUGCCGAAGACCCUUACUUGUUUUUCACUUGGACUGUUACUUAUGGUACUCGUUCUAUCCUUGGAGUUCCCCAGCAGGUUAUACUUAUCAAUGAUCAGUUCCCUGGACCAGGGCUUGAUGUAGUGACUAAUAAUAACAUUAUCUUGAAUCUCAUUAACAAGCUUGACCAGCCUUUCUUGUUGACAUGGAAUGGGGUGAAGCAAAGGAAGAAUUCAUGGCAGGAUGGAGUAUUGGGAACCAAUUGCCCUAUCCCUCCAAACUCAAACUAUACAUACAAAUUCCAGGCCAAGGAUCAGAUUGGAUCCUACAAUUAUUUCCCAUCAACAUUGAUGCAUAGAGCUGCCGGGGGAUUCGGAGCACUCAAUAUAAUACAUAGAAGUGUGAUCCCUAUCCCUUAUGCUAACCCUGAUGGAGAUUUCACUUUACUUGUUGGUGACUGGUUCAAGACCAACCAUAAGAUAAUGCAGCAAUCUUUGGACGCAGGCAACCCUCUGCCCUUCCCUGAUGGAGUCCUUAUAAAUGGCCAAACUCAAUCAACCUUUACUGGGGAUCAAGGCAAAACUUACAUGUUCAGGAUCUCAAAUGUUGGAUUAUCUACCUCACUCAAUUUUAGGAUCCAGGGUCAUAAAAUGAAGCUAGUUGAGGUCGGAGGAUCUCAUGUAAUUCAGAACUUAUAUGAUUAUCUCGAUAUACAUGUUGGUCAAUCCGUAACCAUCUUAGUGACCUUGGACCAGCCUCCAAAGGACUACUACAUUGUAGCAUCCACACGAUUUACAGAAACUGUUCUCACUGCAACUGGAGUGUUGCACUACUCGAACUCGAAUGCCCUAGUUUCCGGACCGAUUCCAGCUGCUCCUGUAAACCAAUUUGAUUGGUCAAUGGAGCAGGCGAGAACGUACAGGUGGAACUUGACGUCCAAUGCAGCCAGGCAUAAUCCUCAGGGUUCAUUCCAUUAUGGGCAGAUAACACCUACUAAGACUUUUGUCUUGGCCAACUCGGCAUCUUCAAUAAACGGAAAGUUGCGUUAUGCAGUGAAUGGCGUCUCCUAUAUAAAUCCCGAUACACCUUUGAAUCUUGCCGAUCAUUUUAACAUUCCUGGAGAUUUUAGCACGAAUUCCAUAAGUGCAGUUCCUUCAGGUCGUGCUGCAACUGUUGCUACCUCUGUUAUGCCAACUUCUCUCCAUGAUUUAAUCGAAGUCGUCUUUCAGAACAACGAAAACACCAUACAAGCUUGGCAUCUUGAUGGUUAUGAUUUUUGGGUCGCUGGUUUUGGCUCCGGGCAGUGGUCGCCAGACAGUAGAAAGAGCUACAAUCUAGUUGAUGCUCUUACGAGACACUACUCAGGUUUAUCCAAAUUCUUGGACCGCAGUUUUCGUCUCCUUGGACAACCAAGGUAUGUGGAAUGUGAGGUCUACAUUGUGGGACAGGCAAUAUCUCGGACAACAAUUUUACCUGAGAGUCUGGAAUCCAGUCCGCAGCCUUGCUAACGAAUAUGACAUUCCCUCUAACGUCCUACUCUGCGGCAAAGCUGUCGGACGUCUCCCAUAGUUCGAUUAAACUGAUCGUUUUCCGGGCAUGAGAGUUUGAGUGCGGACUGCGGAGAAAUGCAGGUGACAGAAAAGAGGAUCAAAAUUGUUUUUUCAUUUAUAUAUCUUAGAAACAUUAGAUGAAAUUACGCGAUCCAUUGGAUUACUGUAUUAUUAGCUCCAA
This is a messenger RNA of Hibiscus syriacus, 1901 nucleotides long. Its product is annotated as L-ascorbate oxidase homolog. The coding region runs from base 125 to 1678 and encodes 517 amino acids. Gene Ontology annotation, molecular function: oxidoreductase activity; copper ion binding. NCBI's taxonomy places the organism in Eukaryota, Viridiplantae, Streptophyta, Magnoliopsida, Malvales, Malvaceae. The record is from RefSeq and is a predicted model, not a curated record. The transcript has 9 exons.